AUGAGUGUCAACUACCUCAGGGUUUUAAGAACAAUAAAAGUAGCAGAGUCAACCUCACUGGAUGUUCUGUUGACAAACCUCAUCAAGGGGAAUCUGCUUCCCUCUGCUCUCGUCUGGGUAACAUCCCGACCAGCAGCAGCCAGUCAAAUCCAUUCUAAAAAUUUUCACGAUGUCACUGAGAUACAAGGGUUCUAUGACUUACAGAAGGAGAAGUGCUUCAGAAAAAGAAUCAGUGAUCAGAACCUGGCCAACAGGAUCAUCUCACACAUAAAGUCUUCAAGAAGCCUGCGCAUCAUGAGCCACAUACCAGUGUUCUGUUGGAUUUCAGCCACUGUUCUAGAGAACAUGUUGGGUGAAGAAGAGAGGAGAGAUUCCCAAGACUCCGACUCAAAUCACCUGGAAAAUUGCAAACUGAUCUUCUAUGAGGAAGACCUGAGACAGCGUGGCAUUGAUGUCAGAGAAGCUUCAGUCUUCUCGGGAUUGUGUCCUCAGGUGUUUAGAGAGGAAUUUGAGCUACUGAAAGAGGAAAACUCUGAAGCUGUGGCCUUGGUUUCCAACUCCAGUGUUUCCUGUCGGAGACAGGAUGUGGAUCUGAGUAACAAUAUUCCACAGGAUUCAGGACUGAAGGUGCUCUGUACUGACCUCAAGUAUCCUUACAGUAAACUGGAGGUCCUGAGGUAUGGGACUUCAAUGGCUGAGCUGAUAAUCCGUGAGAAAUAUAAAUCAUAUCUGAGAAAGAGGUUUCAGUUUAUCAGUGAAGGUACAAUGGAAGACCGAAACCCUAGAAUUCUUAAUGAGAUCUACACAGACCUCUACAUUAUGCAGAGUGGAAGCAAUGAAGUCAGAAAUGAACAUGAGGUCAGACAGAUUGAAACACUGUUCAGGACAGCAGCAACAGAGGACACAUCAGUCAGAUACAAUGACAUAUUUAAACCCUUACCAGGGCAAGACAAACCCAUCAGAACUGUGCUGACAACAGGAAUUGCUGGUAUUGGAAAAACAAUCACUGUGCAGAAAUUUAUUCUUGACUGGGCUGAAGGGAAAGUCAAUCAGGAUAUCCACUACAUAUUUCCACUUCUUUUCCGGGAACUGAACUUUAUGAAGGACCAAAAACACAGUUUGACUGAGAUACUCAGCGUUUUCUUCACGGAAAUGAAAGAAUUUGAUUUCUCUUACAAGAAACAUAAAGUUCUGUUCAUCUUCGAUGGCUUAGAUGAGUGUCGACUAUCUCUAGAUUUUCAAAAGACAAAGAAUUUUUGUGAUGUAACAGAGUCAGCCUCAUUGGAUGUACUGCUGACAAACCUUAUCAAUGGGAAUCUACUUCCCUCUGCUCUCAUUUGGAUAACAUCCCGACCAGCAGCAGCCAAUCAAAUCCCUCCUCAACAUGUUGACAGUGUCACUGAGAUACGAGGGUUCAGUAACUCACAGAAGGAGGAGUACUUCAGGAAGAGAAUCAAUGAUCAGAAUCUGACCAGCAGAAUCAUCUCACACAUAAAGUCUUCGAGAAGCCUGUACACCAUGUGCCACAUACCAGUGUUCUGUUGGAUUUCAGCCACUGUUCUAGAGAGAAUGUUGGUUGAAGCAGAAAACGGAGAGAUCCCCAAGACACUGACUGAAAUGUACACACACUUUCUGUUAAAAAUCAUAAGACAGAGGUGUGCUCAACAGAGAGAAAAGGAUAAGAUGAUUUUCAAACUUGGGAAACUGGCUUUUCAGCAGCUAAUGAAAGGCAAUAUGAUCUUCUAUGAGGAAGACUUGAGAGAGUGUGGCAUUGAUGUUGAAGAAGCAUCAGUGUACUCAGGAGUGUGCACCCUGAUCUUUAGAGAAGAGUUGGGGUGGUACCAGGGGAAGGUUUACUGUUUUGUGCAUCUAAGUGUUCAAGAGCAUCUUGCAGCUUUAUAUGCGCAUUUGUCUCUCGUCAACAACCACAGGAAUGAACUGAACCAACAUGUAUUCUCUGCACUUGGAGACAAGAUCAAAAGUGUUACAAUUUUUGACCUACACAAGAGUACAGUAGAUCAAGCUUUGCAGAGUAAGAAUGGACACCUGGACCUUUUCCUCUGUUUCCUUCUGGGCCUCUCAGUGGAGUCCAAUCAGGUACUGCUAAAAGAUCUUCUGACACAAACAGAAAAGAGUAUGCAUAGCAAUGUGGUGACGGUUGAUUACAUCAAGAAGAGGAUCAGUGAGAAUAUCUCUUCAGAGAAAUCCAUCAAUUUGUUCCAUUGUCUUAAUGAACUGAAUGACCGCUCUCUGGUGGAGGAAAUCCAAAAGUACAUCAGCUCAGGAAGUCUAACUCACUCAAAACUCUCUAAUUCCCAGUGGUCAGCUGUAGUCUUUGCUUUCCUGACCUCAGAAGAAGUGUUGGAUGUGUUUGACCUGAAAAAAUUUGCAGGCUCUAUUUUGGAUGACGACAAUUCAUGUAUCACAUCAGAUGAAAUUCUUCUGAGGCUGCUACCAGUGCUCAAAGCUUCCAGAAAAGCUUGGCUAAGUCAUUGUAAACUUACAGAGAAAAGCUGCGCAGGUCUGGCGUCAGUUCUCAGCUCAGAUUCCUCCAGUCUGAGAGAGUUGAAGCUGAGGGAUAAUAACCUGCAAGAUUCAGGAGUGAAGCUGCUCUCCGCUGGACUGGCAAAUCCUCACUGUAAACUGGAGAUUUUGAAUCUGAGUGACUGUAAACUGACGGACAAAAGCUGUGCUAGUCUAGCCUCAGCUCUCAACUCGAACCCAUCAAGUUUGAGAGUGAUGAAUCUGGGUUUCAAUAAUCUGCAGGAUUUCGGUGUGGAGCUGCUUUCUACAGUACUGCAGAAUCCUCACUGUAAUCUGAAGGUACUGAGGCUGGGGAGAUGUAACCUGUCAGAGAGAAUUUGUGCAGUGUUGGCAGCAGUUCUCAGCUCCAGCUCUUCCAGUCUGAGAGAACUGGGUCUGAGUGACAACUGCCUGCAGGAUUCAGGGGUGAAGCUGCUCUCUGACGGACUGAAGAAUCCUUACUGUAAACUAGAGAUACUGAGGCUGAGAUUUUGCAAACUGACAGAGGGAAGCGGUUCAGUUCUUGCCUCAGUCUUGAGCUCAAACUCCUCUAAGAAUCUGAGAGAACUGGACCUGAGUUAUAAUAAACUGCAGGAUAAAGGCAUGAACCUGCUCUCUGCUGAACUGGAGAAUCCGAAUUGUAAACUGGACACACUGAGGCUGAUUUGCUGUAACCUGACAGAAAAAUGCUGUUCUACUCUGGCCUCAGCUCUCAGCUCCUGCAGUCUAAGAGAGCUUGAUCUCAAUCUAAAUUAUCUGCAUGACUCAGGAGUAAAGCUGCUCUGUGCUGGACUGGAGAAUCCUCACUGUAAACUGGAGAUACUCAGGCUGUAUUGUUGUGAACUGACAGAGAAAAGUUGUGCAGUUUUGGCCUCAGUUCUCAGCUCCAGCACCUCCAGUCUAAGAGAGCUGGAUCUGAGUGGCAAUAAGCUUCAAGAUUCAGGAGUGGAGCUGCUCUCUGUUGGAAUGAAGAAUCCUCACAGUAAACUAGAAACACUGAGGUUGAGGGGUUGUGAACUGACAGAGAAAAGCUGUCUAGCUUUGGCCUCAGCACUCAGCUCAAACUCCUCAAGUCUGAGAGAACUGGACCUUAGUAACAACAAUCUGCAGGAUGUAGGAGUGGAGCUGCUCUCUCCUGGGUUGAAGAAUCUUCACUGUACACUGGAGAUACUGAGCUAA
Chanos chanos (milkfish) is the source of this 3702-nucleotide messenger RNA. Its product is annotated as NACHT, LRR and PYD domains-containing protein 12-like. The transcript is spliced from 11 exons. The record is from RefSeq and is a predicted model, not a curated record. Bases 1 to 3702 code for a protein of 1233 amino acids. Lineage: Eukaryota; Metazoa; Chordata; Actinopteri; Gonorynchiformes; Chanidae. Gene Ontology annotation, molecular function: protein binding.